UUAUAGCACAAGAGAUUAUUGUUAAUCAUAAAGGAAAGUAAAUAUGUUAUACACCUUAAAUUCGAAAUUGCUUUUAGACGUAGCAACCUCGAGAUGAGUCACUUAUCUUGUUCCUGUAGUUAGUGGCCUAGCUUCAUUGUAACAUGCAUGUUGUUGACAUGAAAAGGAGCUACAAUAUACUUGAUUGUAUCAUGCUGUCUUUGAGAUUUACAGCAUCUUGCUGUGGUGGCAGAUUUCAAUCCAAAAGAUCGGCUGUGAUGCGUUAUGCUGCAGGCUAGAAAUUAUGCCGAGUCCGUUAUUUGGAGAAGAUAUGAAUAUAACAGCAUAUGUAUCAGAAGUCACUCAUGAUAUUGGAAUUCGUUGGACUAGGAGGGACUUUAAUACUGAACGUCACAAUGAAGAUCAAAGUUUGAUGUUCUAUGGGUUACCUUUUAAGAGCGAGUUUAAACAUAAAUUCACAGAGCUGAUAGGAUCACAUACCUUCACUUUCACCAUACACAAUCUGACACAUACAGAUGUAAAUAAGACGUACAAAUUGUCGUAUGGAAUUGAUACUUGUGAAGUGAAUCUUACUUUUGUUCAUGAACCUAUCAUAAAUGACCAGUCUGCUGAAAGGAGUAGACCAUUCAAAGUUACAAUGAUUGCUGGUAUCAUAGCAACUACUGGAACAGUUUUGUGCUCAGUUUUGGUAUUGUUUGUAAUCGUGAAAAUCUGUAGAAGAAAAAGGCACGAAAGACGUAGACGAAUGAGCAAAAUAGAUGAUCCACUUACUGAGAAUGUAUCUGUACAUACAACAAUGAUAACAGAAACGUAGCAUCGACUUAUUUCAUCGCCUUGGCCAGUUUGUAAGAAGACCACAAAGUGUUCAAGUAAAAUCCCAGAGACACAUGCACAUGAUGAUUUCUGCUUUGGGACAUGCAUGUGCAUUCAACGUUAUAUUGAACAUUUGUAUAUGUAAAUAAUCACGUGAAGUAGAAUGUACAAUGCCUAAUAUAUAACGUUGGUAUUUUACUGAUUUUGUUAUGCCAUUGAACUAUAUAAAACUAUAAGACUAUUGUUAAGUUAAUCUGUCUACUAUCGUACUGCUUUAUGCAUAAUUUACUUUUAAAUGAACGAUAUCAAAUCAAAAUUUGAGGUAUAAUAUGUGCUGGAUCUAUAAUUGUUAUUUUUUAUACAUUUUAACUUGGAUAGAGCGUUGUCUUAUUCUCAUACCCCAUCUUCUUAUUUAUAAUGACAUGUCGGGCAUAUAUAUUUUUAUAUAUUUUAGAUUUUUUGGAAUGCAUUUUUAAAAGGCAUUUUAUCAGUUAUCUGUUUAUUUAUUUAUCUGACCAAUCAAUCAAUCAAUCAAUCAAUCAAUCAAUCAGUUGUCUCCUUUUUGUUAUAGCUAAAUAUUGUCACAUUAAUGACAUAAAACAUGUUAGUCAUGAGAGAUUUUGGUAUCUUUAGAAUAGUUCAGGGAAUAUUAGUUUCAUUUCAAGUGAAAACUUCCAUACAUUGCUUGUAAAAUUUCUGCAGUACUUUUGAAGAACUACUUAUAUCUGAAUAUUAUUUUUUUUUUAUUUGUAUGACAGGUCAUGUACAAUAUAUCAAAACGCAUUUUGUAAAGAUCUGAAAAUACCAGACUUUGUAAUUUGUAUACUGGAAUUCAAACUAUAUCUUAACGAACAAAUUUUCCAAAUUUCUAUAAUACGUAGGAAGUAGAAAUAAGGAAUAUAGUUUCAGGUUUUAAAUUUGGAUUUAUUGUAAACUUUCAAAACAUGUAGCAUUUAAUUAUACAUUGUUUACAGAUUCAUAAGAAAUUGAUAUGUUAACGUAAUUGAGUUUAGCUUUACAAACGUCUUUUUUUUAAGGUUUACAUAAUGACUUAUAUUAGUAUUUAUUUUGAGUGGUUUUAAAUGAACUAGUCAGUUUGUAUAUGUCAGCUGGUCUUAGACAGCUCACUCAAACAGAUUCAGCAUAGACAUUGAAAAAAUAUGCUAGUUUUACAGUCUGUUCAGUAUUAUGCCCCCCCCCCCCCUAAGCGGAGGCGGCAUAACAUUUGAUCCCUUGUCAGUUCGUACGUCCCGAAACUGGUUUCCGUUCUGGUAAUAGUUUGCCUCAACCAAAUGUUAUGAAAUGUAUGCACAAUGCUUGUUACCACAACACAAAAAUCAGAUCAAGUGCAAAUCUGUGUAGCAUUUCAUUUACCGUCCUUUAGUUAUAUGAAUGCGGAGGUAUCAUAUGUGUCCCAUGUUCACGUUCCCCGUUUAUUUGCUAUUGUUGGCUGAGUUUUAUUUCUUUAACAUGAGUUCCAAUUUAUCCCCGAAAUACAUAUACACACAUUCCUAUUAUAUUUCAUCUAUUGAUAGUUGAGUUUAUGAUUAUGUCCGUUUUAUUCAAGUAAUAAAUCUCAGGUAUAUUGACUCUUGUUUCCUGUAACCAACUUAGUUCCCGCUUUAAGAAUAUUGUUAAUAUGCAAAUUUUGUAAACGAUAUCAAUUCCAAUACUUUACAUAAACAUAUUGCAUUAAUAAACGCCCAAGGGUCCUCAAGACAUUGCUUUAGAGAUCUGAAUUUGUGUGUUUUUAAUAAGCAAGAUGUGGGUUCGUAAAAAUCAACACUGCCAUUCUGCGAUGUAGUUAGGUUUUGGAAGUUAAGAACAUUAAGUGAAACCUUAAUUUAUAAAAAAUGUCAAACAGACUUCGUUUCGACCCAUAAGAUGUUAUUGAUACUGCCGACAGCUCAAAAAAUAUUUUUUGUUAUGUGUUUCUUUCAAUUUUCCUUUUUUAUUGUUAAUAUUAUGUCGCAUGAAUUUAUGCAUGCUCAUAUCAUUAUAUGUAAUUUAUAUUGUAGUCUUCAUUUUCUUCUUGUGUAUUAACUAUGGUAAUAAAAUAUACCAAAUAAAGUAUGUGUAUACUAGUUCAUCUUCAACCAUAUGCAUUUAUAAGGAUAUGGUAUCUUUGAUAGUAAUUUAAAUGUAAUCAUUUAUUUAUGAUCAGGAUUAAUUUGUAUUUCAUCAGCAUUUAAUGGACAUUAUUGUCGAGUUAAUGUACACAAAAAUAAGCAUGUUUCUGUUGCUAAAAUUUUGCGCUUCACUGGUAAA
Mytilus trossulus (common blue mussel) is the source of this 3081-nucleotide messenger RNA. RefSeq lists its product as uncharacterized. The transcript has 5 exons. Lineage: Eukaryota; Metazoa; Mollusca; Bivalvia; Mytilida; Mytilidae. Bases 284 to 814 code for a protein of 176 amino acids. The record is from RefSeq and is a predicted model, not a curated record.